GUGACACUUUUGGUGGAUCUAAAUAUAAUACUGGUCGAGCACCACAAUAAGUGGUGUGGUCCGGCUAUGGGCAAAGGAUUUUAAAUUAUUUUGCUUAAUUAACAGAGCCCACGCAUUAAAAUAUGUCCUAGCAUAAGAUAUACUUAAAUACUCGGCCUUGCACAAACCAUAUAUUUUAAUUGUACAUAAACGAAUUUAAUACAUUGACAUGGCAAGUAUAGCAACCAUUAAUUGGCUCUUCAUAUGUGGUCUGGCGUUUUGUCUGGGUGGAGUUGCGGUGCUUAGUUUAAUGCCUCUGCCUUCAGACUGCAUUUGCCCUAUAAGCCGGCCGAAGCCUAAAGAGUCUGCUGACUUAUCACAGAAGCCACCAGAUGAACUACAAGCUAUGCAUAAGCUCGCAAUUUUGGUUCCGUUCAGGGAUAGAUUCGAAGAGCUUCUACAAUUUGUGCCACACAUGACAAAGUUCCUCCAAAAACAAAACGUAGUCCAUCAUAUUUUCGUUUUAAAUCAAGUUGAUCGUUAUCGCUUUAACCGUGCAUCGCUGAUUAAUGUAGGCUUUCGCUUUACUAGCGGGGUGUAUGAUUAUAUAGCGAUGCAUGAUGUCGAUUUAUUGCCCCUGAAUGACAAUCUACGCUAUGAGUAUCCUAGUGACGGUGGACCGUUACAUAUCGCUGCUCCAGAAUUGCAUCCUAAAUAUCAUUAUGAAAACUUUGUUGGGGGCAUAUUGCUGGUAAGAAAUGAACAAUUUGCGGCAAUGAAUGGAAUGUCUAACAAAUAUUGGGGAUGGGGUCUUGAGGAUGACGAAUUUUUUGUACGAAUAAGGGAUGCAGGUCUGAAAGUGACGAGACCUCAAGGAAUUAAGACUGGAAUCAAUGAUACUUUUAACCACAUUCACAAUCGCUACCAUCGCAAACGAGAUACCCAAAAGUGUUUCAAUCAGAAAGAAGUCACACGUAGGCGUGACCGCGAAACAGGCCUCAAUACUCUUCAGUACAAAAUCAGCCAUGUUCACGAUGUGAUGAUCGAUAGUAUACAGAUAACCGUAUUAAAUAUUGAACUGGAAUGUGAUUUAAGUAAAACUCCUUGGUGUGAUUGCAGUGGGAACGCCCAGGCUGCAGCUGAAGAAAAAACAAAACAGUGAUAAUAAAAAUUCAUAUAAGGACGCACACAAA
Molecule: messenger RNA, 1172 nt
Organism: Stomoxys calcitrans (stable fly)
Lineage: Eukaryota; Metazoa; Arthropoda; Insecta; Diptera; Muscidae
Gene: beta4GalT7
Product: beta-1,4-galactosyltransferase 7
Exons: 3
Coding region: 209-1141 (310 amino acids)
Biological process (GO): carbohydrate metabolic process; proteoglycan biosynthetic process
Molecular function (GO): xylosylprotein 4-beta-galactosyltransferase activity
Source: RefSeq, a predicted model, not a curated record